Malus domestica (apple) is the source of this 697-nucleotide messenger RNA. Its product is annotated as arabinogalactan protein 41-like. NCBI's taxonomy places the organism in Eukaryota, Viridiplantae, Streptophyta, Magnoliopsida, Rosales, Rosaceae. The record is from RefSeq and is a predicted model, not a curated record.
UUCUCUUGCUGCUCUUGCUGGCCUUUCCUCACCGGUCACCACUCUCAACCUAACCCUUUAUAUAACAACCCUAAACUCUCUCUCUUUCCUCCCUCACAUUCUCUCUCUUUCUCUCUCUAAGUUUUGAGUUUUGCUCAUUUUUGUCUUGUGUUUUUUUUCAUUCAAAUUCUUUGCUUUAAAAUUUAUUUUUUGUUUAGAGUUUUAAUAGAGAAGGAAAAAUGGCGCUUUGCUUCGGAUUUUCUAAAGCAUUUUUUAGAGUUGUUCUAGUCUCUGCAAUUGUCUUGUUCGCCCUUCUAUCCCCAUCUGCUGCUGCCACGCCCAAGCCCUCAGCUGCUGCUGCAACUCCUUCCUCCGCCCCUUCUCCCACCGCCGCCGCCCCUGCCCCUGGCCCUUCCAGUGAUGGAACUUCAAUAGACCAAGGGAUUGCAUAUGUGCUGAUGCUAGUGGCUCUGGUGCUGACAUAUCUCAUUCAUCCUAUGGACGCAUCAUCAUCCUACAAUUUCUUUUGAGUUGGAUUCUUUUUAGGUGAAUUAGUUAAAAAAAAAAUAUGAGAAAAAAAUGGUGGUGAUUUUUUCCUUUUUCCUCUAUGAUUUAUUUGACCCCGUGAUUGUUUGUGCAUAUUUAGAGAAAUUGAUGAGUGGUAAUAUUUGAGGCUGAUUUAGCUUCUGUUAUAUAAUUGUUGUCAGAUUAUUGUUCC